UUUUAAAUUAAACUUGGCUCCUAGCACUCAGAUUAGCUUGAUGUUUACGAGAUGUACAUGAAGGCAGCAUUAGCUUGGCGUGUUUGAUUUGGAGUUUCUGAGUUUAUGAAGGUUCUUGGUGUCAAACGUAGACAAAAACUGAUGCAUUAUCAACAGUAAACUAUAAUAGUUAGACAUGUAUUUUCGUAAUAUUUUUCGGACGCAGUUGGUCGGGACCAGGGCGUGUCUGUUCAACCCUCUCCAGCGUGUUUAUCGAGCUGAGGUAGCUGCUAUAAAACCAACCCUUUUGCUUAUCAUAAACAUUUUCAUUUCGUUUACUGUUGCUGAGCAUUUUCACAACACACACUCUGGUAGCAAUGUUGGUGGCAGUGGGGAAGCUUCAGUGUCCCACCACCAAGAGAGAUCACUCUGCACAAAAAGUGAUGAGGUGAAGCUGGCAGAGGAGGCCAGCAAAAGAUACGGUUCUCCAGGUCCAACCAUCUUCUCCAAAGUGAUUGAUAAAAGCAUCCCUGCAGAUAUUAUCUAUGAAGAUGACAAGUGUUUGGCAUUCAGGGAUAUCAGUCCACAGGCUCCCGUUCACUUCCUGGUUAUUCCACGGGUCCCCAUUCCUCGAAUAAGCGCAGCUAAAGAUGAUGAUGCUGAGCUCUUGGGGCAUUUGUUGGUUGUUGCUAAAAAUGUGGCGAAGCAGGAAUCUCUUAGUGAAGGCUACAGAGUGGUGAUCAAUGAUGGAAAGCAUGGAUCUCAGUCGGUGUACCACCUUCACAUCCACGUCCUGGGAGGAAGACAGAUGGAAUGGCCGCCGGGAUAAAAGACUCACACUGAACGGUCGAAACAUCUGGAGUCAUCCUUUCAAGAAACUAGAUUUUUCUCUGAUUAAUUAAACCAGUGGUUUGUCAGGUUUUUUUAGUUCUUUAAUGUUGUGCUUUGACUGCACAACAUGCUGAAAUAUCGAUGCUUUUAGCUAAUAGCUCCUUGAAAAUCAGGUUGUUGGAGAAAAAACACAAUUUAAUAAAUGUCAGAACUGUUGUCAUUUUAUAAAGAGGCAUUUAUACUGUUGUAAUUAAGCUAUUAAGCUAUUGCUUAAUUACAACAGUGUAAUUAAGCAACAGUGUAAUUAAGCAAUGAGCAUAUUGAAAAGGAAAGCCAUCGGUUUGACAAAUCCAGCUCUAUUUCAUUUAUCUGUGUUCAGCUUGAUUAAAGAACACAAGUAAACAUGAGAUGACAUCUGUCUGUACAGAAGUUAUUUUGUCUUCUGAAAAUUUAUGUACAAUAAAAUGAACAUUUGAAAUGUAAAUAGAUUGAUCUAUCAGCAAGUUGGUUAACAUGGCUUUAAAUAAAGACUAACUAUAUUUUA
Molecule: messenger RNA, 1354 nt
Organism: Poecilia latipinna (sailfin molly)
Lineage: Eukaryota; Metazoa; Chordata; Actinopteri; Cyprinodontiformes; Poeciliidae
Exons: 5
Coding region: 176-808 (210 amino acids)
Molecular function (GO): catalytic activity
Source: RefSeq, a predicted model, not a curated record